UAAACCCUUCCCUUCACCCCCUCACUCUCUCACUCUACAAACUCAACCACUCUCUAAACUCUCUCUCUCUCUCUCUCUCUAUAUAUAUAUAUAUAUAUAUAUAUUUCUUCAUAUUUCUCUCUCAUCUCUCUAACAUGGCUCUGGAAGCUUUCAACUCCUCAACAACAACCACUCCACUCUACUACGAAGAAGACAUGGACUUCCACUUUCUUGAACCAUGGGCAAAGGGAAAGCGCUCGAAACGGCCCCGUUUCGAGAACCUACCAACCGAAGAGGAGUACCUCGCCCUCUGCCUUGUCAUGCUUGCUCGUGGCGGCGCCACCACCGCCACCACCAACAACACCACCAACGCCAACACCACCACCGCCUCUGCCGCAGCAGUGACAGACUCCUCAGCUGCUUCUUACAAGUGCAGUGUCUGCAACAAAGCCUUUUCGUCCUACCAAGCCCUUGGCGGGCACAAGGCCAGCCACCGGAAACAGACCGCCGGUGCCGGAACCUCCACCGUCGACAAGUCGUUCACCUACACCACCACUUCCCCAGCCACCCUCUACAGCCGUGGCCGGACCCACGAAUGCUCCGUCUGCCACAGGUUCUUCGCCACCGGUCAGGCCCUCGGCGGCCACAAACGGUGUCACUAUGAAGGCGGAAGCAGCACGACUUCGUACGAAGGUGCCGGCUCGAGUCGCACCCACCGUGAAUUUGACCUGAACUUGCCGGCCACGCCGGAAUUCUAUCUGGGGUUGAGCGUUGACUCUGGGAGAGAGAGUCAACUUUCCGGUGACCUGGAAGUAGAGAGUCCUCUGCCGACCAAGAAACCGCGUUUUAUUCCGGCUACUAUGGGUUCUUGGCAAAAUUGAUGAAUGAUAAUAAGAAUUUGUCAACCACUUCCUUUCUUUUUAGUUUUUUUGUUUUUGUUUUUGUUUUGUUUUUAUUGUUUUUUUUUUUUUUUUUUUUCGUUUUCUGAAGUUUAUGUACAUAGAAGUGUUGCUUGUCUUUAAUUUUGAUCUUGAAUAUUAUUCAUUUAUUUGCUAAUUCAUUUGUUUAUACCUGCAAAAUUAAAUUAGACUCUGACUAGUACUUAU
Cornus florida is the source of this 1085-nucleotide messenger RNA. Its product is annotated as zinc finger protein ZAT10. The coding region runs from base 135 to 860 and encodes 241 amino acids. The record is from RefSeq and is a predicted model, not a curated record. NCBI's taxonomy places the organism in Eukaryota, Viridiplantae, Streptophyta, Magnoliopsida, Cornales, Cornaceae. Gene Ontology annotation, molecular function: DNA-binding transcription factor activity. The transcript has a single exon.